GAUUUUUCCUGAAUGCCAAACCGGUUUGUGGGGUUAGAAUGAGACUAUAAGAAUGCCCGCCACACAGAGAACAGUUACUGUCAGCGUAGAGGUACAACACAGCAGGAUACACCUGGUUCAACGGUUGCACACCUGGGUGCCCAAUACACACUGUCAUCAUGCAGAACUGGCCCGCAUAUAUUUUAUUUUUAUUUCUGGUCUUCUGUGAUGUCUCAUCUCAAAGAAAGAAAAAGUCCACCACCCAAACUCUCUCAAGAGGCUGGGGCGAUGACAUCACUUGGGUUCAGACAUAUGAAGAUGGAUUGGCCAAAAUGGUAGAAAGUAAAAAACCUCUGAUGGUCAUUCAUCAUCUGGAAGAUUGUCCACACAGUAAAGCUUUGAAAAAGGCUUUAGCGGAACAUCCGUCUAUUCAACGGAUGGCCAAAUCAGAUUUCGUCAUGCUCAAUUUAGUGAAUGAGUCCAACGAUGUAAACUUGGCUCCUGAUGGCUUCUAUGUCCCAAGAAUCCUGUUUGUUGAUCCGUCAAUGACUGUGCGAGCUGACAUUUCCGGAAAGUACGCCAACCGAAUUUACGCUUACGAGCCAGCCGACAUGGACUUCUUGGCGGAGAACAUGAUGAAGGCCAAGAUGCUUCUAAAGGAGGGACACGAGCAACAUGGUGAUCUGUGAAGGGUGCAAAACACGAUCCCAAGACGACAGACUACUCUCAUUGCGGAGAGAACAUUCCUUUUAAUGAAACUUGUAAACCGAAUGCAGGUGUUCUUUGUGUAACUAGCCAUUUUCAAAUUAACAACUUUAAAUAAAGUAUUUUGUCGGGUUG
Triplophysa dalaica is the source of this 819-nucleotide messenger RNA. It is a transcript of the gene agr1, whose product is annotated as anterior gradient 1. Lineage: Eukaryota; Metazoa; Chordata; Actinopteri; Cypriniformes; Nemacheilidae. Gene Ontology annotation, cellular component: endoplasmic reticulum. The transcript is spliced from 8 exons. The record is from RefSeq and is a predicted model, not a curated record. The coding region runs from base 159 to 668 and encodes 169 amino acids.